This is a messenger RNA of Meloidogyne enterolobii, 573 nucleotides long. The record is from the annotation of a GenBank genome assembly. NCBI's taxonomy places the organism in Eukaryota, Metazoa, Nematoda, Chromadorea, Rhabditida, Meloidogynidae.
AUGUUCCUCACUAUUCUGCAAAGUAAACUCAGAGCUAAACAUGGAAUGGAGAAUCAAAUGGAGACGGGAGAGCAUUUGACAACUAAAAAGAUCGAAAAUCUGAUGGAUGAAAAGGCAACUUUUGUUAAAAAUGUGUUUGAUAAUUUUAUGGUUUUUUGUGCUGAGGGGAAAAUUCAUAAAGGAAUCCGUUCAAAAACUGAUCUAGUAACGCAGCAGAUAAAAGCUCUUGAGCUUCCUUUUAAAAAUAUUCUCGAAUAUUUGGGAGGAGGUGAAAACAAAGAAAAUAAACUUGUAAAAGAGCUGGCGAAGAAGGAGAAGUCUAACAAAGUUCUCAACUCCUUAUAUGAAGUUCUCAAUUGGAAACUUAAUUCCAACUAUUUCUUGGGGGAAGCUUACAAAGCAGUGGAUCAGUUUGAUAGAGAAUUGAAAUUUUUGUUUGAUUUACUGGCAAACAAUGAGUUUUUGAUUGAAGAGUUUACUCCGAUUGAGAAAUUAGGUAAUAUAUCUUAUUUAAAUUCAAUGGGAUUUUUACAUGAUACUAAACCAGACUCAAGUAAAGCAGCUGGGCUAUAG